Arabidopsis thaliana (thale cress) is the source of this 3419-nucleotide messenger RNA. RefSeq names its product pectin methylesterase 44 (gene PME44). Gene Ontology annotation, molecular function: enzyme inhibitor activity; pectinesterase activity. The record is from RefSeq and is marked reviewed. The transcript has 5 exons. NCBI's taxonomy places the organism in Eukaryota, Viridiplantae, Streptophyta, Magnoliopsida, Brassicales, Brassicaceae. Bases 1959 to 3173 code for a protein of 404 amino acids. Gene Ontology annotation, biological process: cell wall modification; pectin catabolic process.
GUGGACAGAGAGGUGGUUGGAAUUUAAUACAUCUCCUUCUUUUAUAGGUUCCACUGACUCGAGAAGAUCUUCGAUAUCAUCAAAAACCACAAAACUUUCUUUUCUUUUUCUAACUAUUUUAUUUAUUAUUCCUACAAAAUGUCAUGUUUGAAGUAUUUCUUGAUCUUAUUGAUGUUGGGACUGUGUGUCUCAUCGGAGGAGAAUUUUCAAUAUGACUACUUGAAAGUUCCGGCAAGCGAGUUUGUGAGCUCCAUAAACACAAUUGUGGUAGUGAUAAGACAAGUGAGUUCAAUUUUGUCUCAGUUCGCUGAUUUCAGCGGAGAUCGCCGGCUGCAGAAUGCGGUUUCCGAUUGCCUUGAUCUGCUUGACUUUUCUUCAGAGGAGCUCACUUGGUCUGCUUCUGCUUCUGAGAAUCCAAAAGGUACCUUAAAGGCUUAAACUCUAGUUUACAACAUAUAUCAAUCUCUCUAGUUUUAUCACAUCCUUAUAGAGUUGGAAACUUUGAAUGCAUAAACCUUUUUUUAACUCUGAUCACGAGGUCAAAAUUACUGUUAUGAGAUUAAAUCAAUACAUAUUUUCUUGGGUGAAAUUUGAAAAGAUGAUAAUAACCAAAUUUGAGUAAUCGACAACUUAAAUUAACAAAAAGAAACAAACAAACGGGAUAUAGAUAUGCUUAUUGCCGGUAUAUGGAAAGUAGGAUAAAAUUGACGUUUGUGAAACUGGUUGCUAUGUUUAGAAAGAGUGUGAUUACUUGGUAUAUAACUUGUUGCCUUUUCCAUUCCAACCAAUUAAAAGAGAAAGAUUUUUAAACUCAGUUGUUUAUAUUCAAAUGCCAUGAUUUUUGAUCAAAUGACAAAGGAAUGUUUGGUGCCCAUUUAACAGUUAAGCGACUCAUUAAUCAGUCCAGAUGUUCGGUUGAUUUAUUUGUAAUAAUUAUAUAUACAAAUCAGAAUAAUAUAAAACAAUUAUACAUAUAAAUACAAAAUGUAAUAUAAAAAUUUAUAAAUGUUUUUUUUUCUUCGAUAAAAAAAUUUAGAUUAUAAAUGUUGUAUUUUUUUGCUUUGAUAAAGAUUUUAGAUUAUAAAUGUUAUGUACAUAAAACAGCAAAACAGCAAUUACUGUAUAUUCUUGUAAAACAAGAUAUACGAUGCACCUGUACAACAAACAACUCUAUUGGUUUGGAAUUUAUUUAGUUAAACUCUCCACGACUCCAAUAAAAGAUGAUGUACCAUGCAAAAAUAGAAUAAAUGAUCGUUCAUGGAUCAUGGUGUAUCGUAGUAAUAUAUAGUUAUACAAGUUUAUUUACAUAGAUAUAGAAAAAGACUAUUUAUUUUGCACUUGCUGCAUUAAAUUUGAAAGCCGGCACAAAAUUGAUUGUGAUACGGUUAGUAGGUGGUUCUUUGACCAAUCAUAUUAGUAUUAUAUUUUCAACUAAUACAAUUUUGCAUCACAAUUCACAACACAACAAUAUUGAAUUUCGACCUGUAUUUUCUUCAUUUUUUUUUUUAAUGUUAUUUCAGCUUAGACAAAGUGAAAUAAAAGAGCUGAAACAAAAAUAAAUCUGAAUAUGUGUGCUGGUGUGCAGGCUAUAUAUUUAAAGUAGGAAAUCUAUUUAUAUCAAAUCAUUACCAAAUGCAUGUUUUUCUUUGAAAAAGCAUUAUUCGAUUGCAUAUAUCAGUCAAUAUAAAUUUAGAAAAAAAAAUUAAUGUUAAUUUCAAUUUUAAAUGAUAAUGUCAAGUGAUAAUGAUAUGUUACAUCAACGUUGUGCAUUCUCGUUAGUGAAAUGAAAGCAAAUCCUAUAAUCAUUAUUGUAAAUGGCAUGUGCGUGGUAGGGACACCGAACAUGGAUUUCAAAAAAAUCUUAGAUUUGUAAUAAAUGUAAGGGCAACGGAACAGGGGACGUUGGAUCGGACACAAGGACAUGGUUAAGUGCUGCUCUCUCCAACCAAGCCACUUGUAUGGAAGGCUUCGAUGGUACCUCUGGUCUCGUAAAAUCCCUUGUCGCUGGCAGUCUCGAUCAACUAUAUUCUAUGCUUAGGGAAUUGUUACCACUUGUGCAACCAGAGCAGAAACCCAAGGCUGUUUCUAAACCUGGCCCUAUUGCUAAAGGACCGAAGGCACCACCUGGCCGUAAACUCAGAGACACCGACGAAGACGAAAGCCUUCAAUUCCCAGACUGGGUCAGACCGGACGAUCGUAAACUAUUAGAAUCAAACGGUAGGACUUACGACGUUAGUGUAGCAUUGGAUGGGACAGGCAACUUCACAAAGAUAAUGGACGCCAUAAAGAAAGCUCCUGAUUAUAGCUCGACACGUUUCGUCAUAUACAUUAAAAAAGGUUUAUAUUUGGAGAAUGUUGAGAUCAAGAAGAAGAAAUGGAACAUUGUAAUGUUAGGUGAUGGCAUUGACGUGACUGUUAUUUCCGGUAACCGCAGCUUCAUCGAUGGUUGGACCACUUUCCGAUCAGCUACAUUCGCGGUAAGCGGAAGAGGAUUCUUAGCAAGAGAUAUAACGUUCCAGAACACAGCAGGGCCAGAGAAGCAUCAGGCGGUAGCACUGAGAUCAGACUCUGACCUCUCUGUGUUCUUCAGAUGUGCGAUGAGGGGUUAUCAAGAUACACUCUACACGCACACCAUGCGUCAGUUCUACCGUGAGUGCACCAUCACGGGAACAGUAGAUUUUAUAUUUGGGGAUGGGACUGUUGUGUUUCAAAACUGUCAAAUUUUGGCUAAAAGAGGACUCCCUAACCAAAAGAACACCAUCACUGCACAAGGCCGGAAAGAUGUCAACCAACCCUCAGGAUUCUCAAUUCAAUUCAGCAAUAUCUCGGCGGACGCAGAUUUGGUCCCAUACCUAAACACGACAAGGACGUAUCUAGGAAGGCCAUGGAAGCUAUAUUCGAGAACGGUUUUCAUUAGGAACAAUAUGAGCGACGUUGUGAGACCCGAAGGAUGGCUUGAGUGGAACGCUGAUUUUGCGUUGGACACACUCUUCUACGGAGAGUUCAUGAACUACGGGCCUGGUUCAGGACUCAGCAGCCGAGUCAAAUGGCCUGGUUACCACGUCUUUAACAACUCGGAUCAGGCUAACAACUUCACCGUUUCUCAGUUCAUUAAAGGAAAUCUUUGGCUGCCUUCUACGGGAGUAACGUUUAGUGAUGGCUUGUAUAUCUAAACUGGCUCAGUGUUUCUAUUGUGAAUGUUCCUGUUUUUUGUUCCUUUUCAUUUUGUUUUGCGUUUUCUUGUCAUGUUCUUCUAAGUUGGUUUGUUGUGGUAUUUCACGGUUUUGGAAAAAUAUUGAUAAAUGGGGAAUUUAAGUCGAUCGGCUGAAGUUGAACAAAUCAUAUAUUGCCCAUAAAGGUUAAUAGAUUUUGUAUGUUAUAAAGAGAUCAAAAUUCAAAUCUUACAUGUUUUUCGCUAU